CUUUGAAGCUCUUACAACUUAUUUUUCCCUUUUCUGUCUUUUUAAAUUUUUAAUUAGGACUGAAAUAUAACACAUAUACUGUAACAUAUAUAAUUUUAGUGUAACAGCUUGGUAAACUUUCACAUACAUAUUUUUCCAUAUGUGUAUACCCCUGUACCCACAACCCAGAUGAAGAUACAGUAAAUUUCCAGCACCCUGGAAGGCUCCUAUGUGCCCCUUUUUAGUCUGUGUCCCCCCAGAGGUAACCAGUCUUCUGAUUUCUAUCACCCUAGGCUAGUUUCCGUCCAAGACAGAAGUUCAGCCAGAAUGCUCCCUAGAAGUGAGGAUGGUGAGAUUUUGUAUCAUAUACUUUGGACAUAUUACCAAUGUAGGUAAGUCCCUGGAGAAGGACAUCAUGCUUGGUAAAAUAGAGGGUCAGCAAAAAAGAGGAAGACCUUCAAUGAAAUGAAUUGACACAGUGGCUGCAACAGUGGGCUCAAACAUGGCAAUGAUGGUUAGGAUAUCACAGGACUGGGCAGCGCUUUGUUGUGUUGUACAUAGGGUUGCUAUGAGUUGGAACCAACUCAACAGUACCUAACAAUGACAGGCUAGUUUUGUGUGCUUUUUAGCUGAUAUAAAUAGAAUCAUACAAUAUGUACUCCUAGGUCUUACUUCAUUCAUUGACCAUUAUGUCUGUGAGAUUCAUCCAUUUUGUUAUGUUCAGUUCAUUAUUUUUAUAGCCUUUUUAGAUAGGCUAAUUGGGUAUGUAGAAGGGGCUGGCAACAGUGGAGGUAUUAGUUAGGCAGUGUGAGUAUACAUAAUGAGAAGGUUGAGUGAUUUCUGCCAUUUGGUGCAUUGUAUUAUAAGGACAACUUUGGUGCCUAGUUCAGUUGUCUCUACCUCUACUUCCCCAUUACCAUUCUAAAACCCUGUUCUAAUAUUUCUGACCUUUUUCAUUUAUUCAGAAAUUAUUGAGGAUUUCUUAUGGGCUAGGCACUGUGGGAAAAAAGAUUUUAAAAAGACAGCUUUUACACCGAAGUAGUUCUCUUUCUACUAGAGGAGAUAAGCUUGUACACAGAUUAGAGGAAUGUUGUGUGAUAGUGGUGGAAAAUGUAUUAGUUAUGAUGGUGGUAAGUGGAAGAAGUGGUCAACUCUGUGAAUGUAGGUCUGGAAAGCUACAGAGAAGAGUUGCUUGAGCUGGCUCUACACAGUGAAUAUUUGUCCUGAUCUAUACUGCUAACUCUUUCCUUCAAACUCUUAUAGCACUCUAUCUGUACCUCUUUUAUGAAAGAUACUACCGUCACUUUGUGUCAUGUCUAAUUUCCUCUACUAUGCCAGCCACUAAGCUAAUUAACGAAACAUGUUAAGGAAGUACAGUCACACUUCCGUAAUGCAUAAUUGCCUUUAAUUCUACAAAAUAGUUUAAUGUUUUAUCUCAUACUGUGAUCCUGUUAAUCCUUUGUUAUUCCUCCUUCUCUACUCUGGUGAAGUAUCCCAGGGUUCAGUCCUGGCCUUCUUUUUUCUGUCCUUUCUUCCUGGGUGAUCUCGUCCAGUCCCAUAGCUUCAAAUACCACCUAUGUGCUGAUGAAGACCAAAUUUCUAUCUCUAGCUUUGAGCACCUGACUGAACUCCACAUUUAUAUACCCUAAUGCCUACAUGACAUUGGCACUUGUGUGUCCAAGAGGUAUUUCACGUAUCUAAGCGAUAACACACGUAUCUAAAACAGAACAGCUGAUUUUACCUUAAAAUCGGUUCUCUUGGUGUCAGUAGGGUUGGUGUCACGCAGUGUAGUAAUGCAUGGUGUUACCCCGCCAUGGACCUCCUCCCAUACCAGAACAUACAGAACCCUUAGCAAUGUUUAUUAUCAAUUUUAAUCAUAGAAUAAUAUGUGAUAAAUAUAGUUUUAAAUUGUUUACAUGUAAUAUUUCUUAGAUUAUAUGAGUACUAAAAACAAAACCGUUUUGUAAAAUCUUUCUACAUUGAAUUAUUACAUUAUUAGUAACUGAGCAGAAGCCUAUUUUGAUUUUUCUCCUUUUCCUUUUACAGCUACUUCAUUCUCAAAAAAGUUAUUGAUAUAGUUCCUGAAAUACUAAUUACCACAACAUUGUAGCUAAAACACCAGAAAAUUUGACAAAGUCAGUGACUAUAAAAAUGCUGGCAGCAAUGAAAACAACAGUGGGUACUUGUAGCGCUUGCAGACAAAACUCCGUGAUUCCAAGUGUCACCGUAGUUGGGUAAUAAUGACUGCUCUGACUGGAGCACAUUAGAAGGUUCAAAAAAUAAAUGAGCGUAGAGUUUUAGCCUUGCAGGUAUAUUAAUACGUGUAAGCUGGGAUGACGAAAAUGUUUUUGUUCUUAUAACUAGCCACAGGGAUAUUUUUAUAAAAAGUAAUAAAUUUCUGCUGAAACACUGCACAAAGAUUUUAUACACAGCCAUUUUGGUGUCACCUCCUCUGACAGUGUCACCUGGUGUGGUCCACAGCCCUAGCCGCCCCCGUCCCCUCCCAGUGACCCCACUGCUCUCAGCCCACCACCUUCACUCUCUGGUGACAGUGGUGUAUAUAUCUAGGUGGGGCAUUAAGGAAACAAAUUGUAGAGAAUUUAAAAAGUGCACAGGAGCCCUCAGACCCCAUAACUGUGACUGAAACUGCCAUGUGAAAAGGCGAUGGGACCACCAAGAUGACUGAACUAGGCCAACUGCAGGGAGAAGAGCCAAAAAGCCCCCACAGGAGAGCAAAAACAAACUGCUACGUGCAGGCCAAUAAGGCCAGGCAAGGCUACAACAGUAAAAUUCUCAUAACACCUGGGAGUGCAAAAAAAAAACUUCCCACGUAUGGGGUUGUCUUCAGCUGAGACCCAGCAACAUUCCAAAGGGCUCCGGUGACCUCUGCCACCAUCUGUUGAGACUGAUGAAGAGAAAGUCUCAAAAACUAUUAAGUGACAGGCUGUUAAGAGAUUUGUAAAGGCAAUGACUACGUAUUUUAAAACUUCAAGCCAAAAGGAUAACUUUUCUAUUUUAUGACUGGAAUACGAUUAUGCUUUUAGAUUGGCUAAAACCCCAGAUAUAUAGAUGGUAUAUAAAAGAGGAGCACUGUUGCUAAAAGGGUGCCCUUGUGGUACAGUGGUUAAGCACUACGACUGCUAACAAAAAUGUUGGCAGUUUGAUUCCACAAGCCACUCCUUGAAACCCUAUGGAGCAGUUCUACUCCGUUUUAUAGGGUUGCUAUGAGUCAGUAUCAACUUGACAGCAGUGGGUUUGGUUUUGGUUUGGUUGCUAAAAGAGAAGAAAAAUGACAUGGUAUUUGGUUUUGUUUGCUAAAUCCUGUCGUUUGGUGUAAACUUGCCUGUGAUCCCCAGCAUAGAGAUGUUGUAGAUACUACUGAUUGCGGUGGGGGGGGGGGGUCCAGUUGAUCAAGAUGGAGGGGAUAUUAAUGUCCUAUUGAAUAAUACGAAUCCUGGUGGUCAUACAGUGUAUUUAUUUGCCUUGUUUCGGUAUUAAAGAUUUCCCAUGUUUGGAGUUAACUUCAGCCAUGGCCCAGCAACAUUCCAAAGGGCUCAAGUGUCCUCUGCUGCCAUCUAUUGAGACUGAUAAAAAGAGAGGCUCAUCGUGGGGGUGGACUAUGGGCGAAAGUUAAUAAAACCCUUUCUCCUGCUGUAAGAAACCUGCUCUCCUGGAAGUCCUUGAUAAGGUGGUAUAUGUCAACAACAUUAUUAAACAAUAUUGCUUCCAGUAAAAUUACCCCUGAUUUUUCAGUUAUCUGGACUGGGGGAACUGUAAAUACCUGAUGUGGACACUGCACUUCACUUCCCAAUGACUGCUAUCACUGGCAUCUGUGGUGACCCUGAUGGCUGUGUCUCUAAGAUUGUUAUAAGAGCUACCGGCUCCUGUGAAGCAUAGGGCUUCUAGCCAAGGUGGCUCCUGCACACACCAUACCAAUCUCGUCUUGCAUCUGAGCUGUACCACCUGGGGAGAAGAUAGCUUUUGGUUGGGGAUGUGAGUUGUCAUUUAUAUGUUGUCAUUGCUAGUUGCUGUUGAGUCAACUCUUUGACUUACAGCGACCUUAUGCAUAACAGAAUGGAACAUUGCCUGGCCCUGCACCAUCCUCAUGGUCGUUGGUAUGUUUAAGUCCAUUGCUGUGGCUACUGUGUCAGUCCAUCCCAUUGAGGGAUUCCCUCCUUUUUUCUGACCCUCUACUUUACCAAACAGGAUAUCCUUUUCUAGCGAUUGGUCUUUCCUGAUAACGUGUCCAAAGGAAGUGAACUGAAGUCUUGCCACCCUCACUUCUAAGGAGGAUUCUGGCUGUAUGUCUCCUGAGACUGAUUUGUUUGUUCUUCUGGCAGUCCACACAGGGACGGAUUACCUAAUAAGCAAGGUGAUCAUAAUAAUGCCUUUCUAUGACUGCUAUGAGCCCAUGGUGAGAAUGGCUGGAGCAACGCCUGUUUUUAUUCCCCUCCGAUCUAAACCUGUUCCUGGAAGACAGUGGUCUAGCUCUGACUGGACAUUAGAUCCGCAAGAACUGGCAAGUAAAUUUAGUUCCAAAACCAAAGCUAUUAUACUAAAUACUCCACAUAACCCCACUGGCAAGGUGUAUACUAAAGAGGAACUCCAAGUAAUUGCUGACCUUUGCAUCAAACAUGAUACGCUCUGUAUCAGUGAUGAGGUUUAUGAAUGGCUUGUAUAUACUGGAAAUAAGCAUGUUAAAAUAGCCACUUUUCCAGGCAUGUGGGAAAGAACAAUAACAAUAGGAAGUGCUGGAAAGACUUUCAGUGUAACUGGCUGGAAGAUUGGCUGGUCCAUUGGUCCCAGUUAUUUGAUAAAACAUUUACAGACAGUUCAACAAAAUACCCUCUAUACUUGUGCAACUCCAUUACAGGAAGCCUUGGCUCAAGCUUUUUGGAUCGACAUCAAGCGCAUGGGUGACCCAGAGUGUUACUUCAAUUCUUUGCCAAAAGAAUUAGAAGCAAAAAGAGAUCGGAUGGUCCGUUUACUUGGAAGUGUUGGGCUAAGACCCAUUGUGCCUGAUGGGGGAUACUUCAUCAUUGCUGAUGUGUCAUUGCUAGAUGCAGAUCUCUCUGAGAUGAACAACAAUGAACCUUAUGACUAUAAGUUUGUGAAAUGGAUGACUAAAAAUAAGAAACUAUCAGCCAUUCCUGUUUCAGCAUUCUGUAACUCAGAGGCUAAAUUACAGUUUGAGAAAUUUGUGCGAUUUUGCUUCAUUAAAAAAGAUAGUACACUGGAUGCUGCUGAAGAAAUCAUCAAGGCAUGGAAAAACCAGAAGCCUUGACGUACGCAGACUACAUUUAAUUUUUAUAUUAGAUGACUUAUGUGGAAUUGUUCUUUAGUGCUGCCAUCUGCUGGAUAUUGAAAAACAAAUAUUUCAGUACAAAUUUAAAGAAAUUUUCCGUUGUUUGUCCAAAGAAGUUAAUCCUGCUCCUAACAAUAUUCAGGGGACCUGAAUUUUUUGUUGUUGUUGUUUGAAAUGUAUUUAAACACCUUCCAUUACCAUUUUUAUGAGAGUCAGUACAAAAAAAAGAAACUCAGUGCCAUCAAGUUGAUUCCAACUCAUAGUGACCGUAUAGCAUAGAGGAUAAGAACUUUGAGGUGCUGGUUGAUCUUCUGUGCUUCAUUUUCCUCAUCAUGAAAGGAGCAUAAAAAUAGCACCAACUUCAUGUGGUUGUUCGUGAGUAUUAAAUGGACUAAUAUAUGUAAAACCUGCAAUAAUAAACACUCAAUUUAAUGUUA
Messenger RNA from Loxodonta africana (African savanna elephant), 5721 nucleotides. It is a transcript of the gene KYAT3, whose product is annotated as kynurenine aminotransferase 3. The record is from RefSeq and is a predicted model, not a curated record. The transcript has 10 exons. Gene Ontology annotation, biological process: biosynthetic process. Lineage: Eukaryota; Metazoa; Chordata; Mammalia; Proboscidea; Elephantidae. Gene Ontology annotation, cellular component: cytoplasm; mitochondrion. Gene Ontology annotation, molecular function: pyridoxal phosphate binding; L-kynurenine:2-oxoglutarate transaminase activity. Bases 4283 to 5263 code for a protein of 326 amino acids.